Molecule: messenger RNA, 1402 nt
Organism: Diuraphis noxia (Russian wheat aphid)
Lineage: Eukaryota; Metazoa; Arthropoda; Insecta; Hemiptera; Aphididae
Product: ASCIZ zinc finger protein
Biological process (GO): positive regulation of transcription by RNA polymerase II
Cellular component (GO): nucleus
Molecular function (GO): transcription cis-regulatory region binding; DNA-binding transcription factor activity, RNA polymerase II-specific
Source: RefSeq, a predicted model, not a curated record
AGCCCAUAGUAUGAAAUCGUUUUCGUUUUAGAUUUUAUUUUAUUUUUACUAAAAAUUUAAAUAUAAUGCAAUUUAGUUCAAUCAUUUAUUUAAUAAAUCUCAAAUUUGAUUACGUUUAAGGUUAUUUGUUGUUGUGUUAAUAAUGUUAACAUACAAUCUUUGGUAAGCGUUAGCCURGAAUAUUGUAAAGUAUGUCAAAAAAUUGUUUAGUUAUGGUGUUGUCGGAAAGCAGUCUAAAAAGAAACAACAGUCAAAUUGUUAACGAUACAUUCUACUGCCCCAUCUUGGGUUGCAAGUACAACUUACAUUUUGGUCAAUCUAUGAAAUCUUUUAAAACUCAAAAACUUCUCAAACAACACUGUAUUAAAGUGCAUUCUGACAAAAAAUACAAAUGUGAUAAUUGUGAAAAAGGGUUUCCUUUAGAAUCCACAUUAAAGUCACAUCGUAUAACAUGCGGAGUAAUUUAUUCUUGUUACUGUGGUGUUCAAUACAAAUCUCCAGAAGCGUUUCUCACUCAUACAAAACGAAAGCAGCAUAACAUUGGAUUAGGAUACUCAACUAUUAUGAAGUUUUUGAAGACAAGAAAAUUGUUGCCUAACACAGAAGACCUACAAGAAUUAGAAUCAAGUAAAAGAUCUACUCAGACACAAACUGUUACUGAUGUUCAAACUUUAUCAGAUUCAUCAACUCAGACUACAUUUGAAAAUAAGGAUUGCAUGUUAAGAUACAAUGAUCCAAAACUCUCUUCUGCUACUUCUAGUCCUAUAAAACGGUUAUGUGCACAGACUCAAACCGAUCCUAUGGGUGACUCUAUWAAAACUGAUCCAGAUCCUAUGUUUUUAGAUUCAGAAACACAAACCAAUUUUGACAAUUUAGACAUCUAUACUCAGACUGCAGAGUCUGAAUGUUUAUUUGGUGAUUUAGAAUUUACCAAUAUUCAAACACAGACUUAUUGUAGCUCUUUAUUCAAUGAUGAUUCUAUUGACAUGAGAAAUGAUAAUUCUUUAAACACUAGCAUGAUAUAAUUUAAUCAAAACUAAAACACAAAAUGGCGUUUAAAUUCAAAAUAUAAUGUUCGAUUUUUCCUUUGACAGUAUUACAAAUUAUUACUUCUAGUACUGUGGUAAUUGAUUGUUCUAUAAAUAUGUGCAAAUGUAUUAUAAGUAUAGUGCAUUCUUGUCUCACCAUUUUCCUACAUACCCCUCUAAGGCUCUAAACUAAUAUAUGAUCUAUUAUUUUUUAAGUAAUUAUUUUGAGACUUCAGUAGUGCAAGUAAACACACUAUCACCACAUUUACUGAUAGACUUGUAUACACGAAAUAUGAUUCUUUAGCUAUUGUUGUUUUAAAUCAUAAAUAUGAAAAUCUAUUUAUUAUGCUUUAUCGACAUAUUGAAUUUUAUUU